AUGAUUAUAGAUAUCUUUUGCAGUUCAGAAAAUCAAACUCAUGUUUUUCAGUCUUUGGUUGGAAGCUUAAGGAGAAUGAGUAGUCAGGAACUGGUCACUUUGAAUGUGGGAGGAAAGAUAUUCACAACACGGCUUUCUACCAUACGACAGUUCCCCAUGUCCCGCCUGGCACGCAUGCUAGAUGGUCGUGACCAAGAAUUCAAGCUGAUGAAUGGCCAGAUUUUUGUGGACAGAGAUGGGUCGCUGUUCAGAUAUAUCCUGGAUUUCCUGAGAACUCGACUGCUUUCCCUACCCACUGACUUUUCAGAUUAUCCAAGGCUCCGAAGGGAGGCUAAUUUCUAUGAACUUGAUCCUCUGGUUGAGCUUCUUGACCAAGAACUGCUAAAGUCUAAGCCUGAAAUUUUAGAGGUGCGUUUUACAUGCCAGGACACUCGAGCCUUUUUCCGGGUCUUUGGCUCCUGUAGCAGCACAGUUGAGAUGCUAACUGGGCGAAUUACAGUGUUUAUAGAGCCGUCCGCUACCCAAACCUGGAGUAGUAGCUCUUUCCCUGCUCAGACGACCUUCCUUCCAUUCCCACCACAAAGGCCUUCACACCAUGACCUGGUUUUCCAGUGUGGCUCUGAUAAUACUACUGGUAACCAGACCGAAGCCAGGUAUGUUUCCAUAAAGCCUGAUAACCGAAAACUGGCCAAUGGAACUAAUGUACUAGGACUACUUGUGGACACUUUGCUAAAAGAGGGCUUCCACCUGGUGGGCACUAGGACUGUGUCCUCUGAAGAUAAUGUCGAAUGCUACAGCUUUGAAAGGAUGAAUAGACCCGAAGACCUUACCAUGAGUGAAAGAGUGAACUCAGAGCCCACCAUUGCAGCUCAGCUGAUGCCAGUACAGUCUCAGAAAAAGAAAUGAAGUGCCUGGACUUCAUUUAGAUUUAAAAGGGGGCAUUUCCUUUAAAAAGAGCAACAUUUCAAAGGAAAAAAUAUAAAUGCACAUACAUAUGUAGACAUACAGAUCACAUAUAUUUAUACACAUAUUUGGGGGGGGGUUCAGGAAUUUCAUGCUUUGAGUAGGGUGUGCUGACAUACUGAAUUCUGGGAUAAAAAUGCUAUGUCUUUCCUGCAGUCAUUUCACAAGCAGUGAGCUGCCUCUGAGUAAGGAUGUGCAAAACAAAAUAUGUUACAUUGCUUUUAGAACUUGAAUAUAUUGGAGGACAAUGAGGUGGGCAGGGGUGGCUCUUACAGUCUUUGUUUUUUUUCUGUUUGGUGUGAGCAUUAUCCUAAAAAUUUGGGUUUUUUGUUGGUUUUUUUCCCACUUUUUCUUCUAAAAAGAAAAGUGCAGUGAAACCCAGAAUAUUUCUUCAAGUUGAUCUUUAAAAGACCUUGGAGAUUUAUUUCUGAACACACUAUAGACUUUCCUUAGAGUGUUUUAAAAUGUGCAGAUAAAUAGGAAAGAUUAAAAUGCUCUAAAGACAUUAUAGUCACUUACUAUAUAUAAAUCAGUGGGAUAGGGGCAGCUAGGUGGCGCAGUGGAUAGAGCACUGGCCCUGGAGUCAGGAGUACCUGAGUUCAAAUCCGGCCUCAGACGCUUAACACUUACUAGCUGUGUGACUCUGGGCAAGUCACUUAACCCCAAUUACCUCACUAAAAACAAAAAACAAAAAACACCAAAAAAUAAAUCAGUGAGAUAAAUAACAAAACAAUCAUUUCUCUUUUUUCCACUUAACCAGAAGUGGAAGUAAGCCUGUGUUACCUGUGUUGGGAAGUCAUGUUAAUGAAGGAGGAAGGAAAGGGAUAGUAAUAAUAGGCACAUCCUAUUCUACAAAUUUACACAAGUAGUUUUCUCCCCCUCCUCUCAGGAUAGAGGGUUGGGAUAUUUUUGUUCUUCCUUCAGUCUUGGAGAGCUCAGGGGCCACUGGCCAUCUCACUAUCUGUAUUUGUCUCAGAGGUGUUCUCUGUCUCGGACCUUUCUCUUUGAGGUCUGGAAGACUAGGAAGAUUUUUCCUUCUAACCAAGGGUUAAUUACCACAAGAGUGGCUGAAUGAGUUUGGAAAAAGUGUUUGGGGCAUUCAGUCCUAUCAUUCCCAAGGUACUUUCCUUGCAAGCUGCAACCUUCACAUCUAUCCUCAAUUUUCUAUGUGUGUGCUCAUGAAUUUUCUUAUAAAUGUGGAGUUAUUUGCCUUCCUAAGUGGGAAUGUUUUUGGAAGUUUUUUGAUAAUGGUUUGUAUACUUGUCUUUGAGCUAAAGUUUCUUAGAAUG
Messenger RNA from Dromiciops gliroides (monito del monte), 2252 nucleotides. It is a transcript of the gene KCNRG, whose product is annotated as potassium channel regulator. Gene Ontology annotation, biological process: protein homooligomerization; negative regulation of delayed rectifier potassium channel activity. The record is from RefSeq and is a predicted model, not a curated record. Gene Ontology annotation, molecular function: protein binding. Gene Ontology annotation, cellular component: endoplasmic reticulum. The transcript is spliced from 2 exons. Lineage: Eukaryota; Metazoa; Chordata; Mammalia; Microbiotheria; Microbiotheriidae. Bases 1 to 906 code for a protein of 301 amino acids.